Lachnellula hyalina is the source of this 2823-nucleotide messenger RNA. Its product is annotated as TPR repeat-containing protein. Gene Ontology annotation, molecular function: protein binding. The coding region runs from base 1 to 2823 and encodes 940 amino acids. Lineage: Eukaryota; Fungi; Ascomycota; Leotiomycetes; Helotiales; Lachnaceae. The record is from RefSeq and is a predicted model, not a curated record. The transcript has 2 exons.
AUGUCGCAAGAUGAAAUAAUCCCCAAGGGGUCUUCGUUGGAUACCCUACUCUUCAACCUCGAGUCCCUAAAAGGCAUCUCCGAGCUCUCAGAAGUGGUCACUUCUUACCUAGAAGGCGACUACAAACCUAUCCUGCGAAACCCCACCUCGCAAAGCCUAUUUUCCAAGCUGUCAGAGUCCAUCUGCCUUCCUCGAGCCCAGCAAGAUGCUGCUCUUCUCAGCCUCAAUUUCAGCAACCAGUCCUCGGCAAUCCUGGUCUUCGUUUCUGGACUAGCAGCUUUCAAUACUUUUCUGCAAGCCAACGUCACGGGACCACCGCUGGACCUAGGCGAUGUUUUUACAAUUAGUACCGAGUUACGGAAGCAGUGUUUGAAGAGUUUAGAGGUUGAUGGUGUGAGCGUUUAUCAGCAUAUCCCACACGUGGAGCUGUUCUGCUUUGCAAGAUUGGUCUUUACAGUAUUCUUCCCACGGCUUGUUCAAGCCGAGCUUUUGGAUUGCAAGUUGAUGCGUCUGAGGAUCAACGCUUAUCAUCAGCGUCUGUUAUCUGGGGUCUCUUAUGGGAGGCUGGUCGAUUCCUCGCUGUUGCAGAGUGUUAUUGAGAGGGAUUUGGAGGGUCUUGAGAAUGAGAUUUUUACAAAUGAUGGGGGUUUUGGGACGGAGGCUAGGGUUCAGUUUUUAUUGGAAAAGGCACAGAUUCAUAUCAUGCAAGGUCAGGAUUUCAAAGCCAAAGAAGAUGUACGGAUGGCUAAAGAGGCAUCGGGUUUCCAUUAUGCUCUUUCUGGAGCUCUGGGGAAGAGGACCAAGUUUCAGCAAAAUGAUCUCUCACAGUUGCUUGUUUUUGCAAAAAGCAGGGAAUGGAAUGAGAGCUCGACAGAGAGUCUCUCGGGAGCUUUAAAAGACAGCACUUUGUCAACUGAGGAUCGAAAGGGACCAGAGGCUUUGGAUUUGAACGAUGAUACCCUCCUCGAGUCCAUCAAAUACACGUCUGACAAAGUGGAAAACUCAGCCUUACCACCAGAGCUGGCUGAUUUACAACCCGACCAGCAACCGCAACUUAACCCCCUAGAUCAAAUCACGCUCCUCACAGAAGCCACUAUCAAAGACACUUAUUCCCCGCUCGACAAGCUCAACAGCGAAGAGAUCCUACCCUACGCUGUCCGCGUCCUCACGGACAAGCCAACAAACUGGCAAAUCUACACCCAAGCCCUGCUAGUCCGCAGCAGAAUCGAGUCGCACCGUUCACGAACCCAAGAACGCAGUGUUCUACAACUACAAAUCAUAGUGGACCAAAUCAUCGCCGACACGCAAGAAUUACCCUCAUCCGACGAAAAUGGUAUCCCUGAAAUCCGCGUCACGCAAUUCCUUCCCCGAGCAAAAGCAUCGGAAUCCGCCCCCGUCCCAGAAAGACUGCGCUACAUCUACCAACUCUCCUCGCCCACCCGCUGGGAAAUCGAGACCGAACUCGCAUUCGCCUGGUCCAGCGCCGGCUCUCUCGUCUCCGCCCUCGAGAUCUUCAAGCGUCUCAAGAUGUGGGCCGAAGUAGCUUUAUGCUACCACUCCGUCGGGCAAGAAGACAAAGCCCGUCAAGUAGUACGGAGACAACUAUAUCACUCUUCCAAAGGGCCAGAGAUGGACGUCUACGACAUCGACGCCGACGCCAUAGCCACGGAAUCCUGGGCCGGCGAAAUCCGCUCUCCAGCUCCAGCACACGCCCCACGUCUAUGGUGCAUCCUAGGAGAUCUCGAAAACGACCCCUCGUGCUGGGAACGCGCGUGGGAAAUCUCCAACCACCGAUUCGCGCGCGCCCAACGCACACUCGGCGAGUUUUAUUCCAAGAACGGGGACUUGGAAAAGGCGAGAGAAGCGUACUUGCUCGCCACGAUCGUGAACCGGCAGAACAACGAGACCUGGUCCCGACUCGGCGACAUUGACCUCGCGACGGGGAACUGGGAUGGUGCUAUACUAGCCUUUCAGCAGAGCAUCAUGAUCGACAACACGGACGCAAAAACAUACUCCAACCUCGGCUCCUCCCUGCUAUCCAAAUACUCCGAACUCAUCUCCCUCCAGAAACUAUCCUCCUCCACCGUAGAAACCAGCACGCAGGAAGAAGAAGAAGAAGUAAAAGAGAUACUCGAUCGACAGGAGAGUCCCAAGGAUAUCCUGCGGCAAGCCCUAGCGGCAUUCAAGCGCGGCGCAAGCAUCGCACACGACAACUGGAAGAUCUGGGACAACGUCAUCACGAUCGCUGGGCGCAUGACCCCCCCUUCAUUCCCCGAGCUCCUCCUAGGCCUCCGAAACGUAAUCCGGAUCCGCGCGCCCAGCGCAGGAGAAGAAGCCGUCGAUAUCGACAUCCUGCGUGCCCUGGUCGGCGAAGUGAUAUCGCGGGAAAGGGGCCAAGGCGAAGCAGAUACUGGCGUAUACGAACCCCCGCGCGGCAGCCUCGCGCGCGCCGUGGGCGAGAUGAUGAAGACGGACGUCGUGCCACUCAUCACGACGCGCGCGGAGCUGUGGACGCUGCAGGAGAAACUGGCGCUGUAUCGACGGGAUUACGGGGAUGCGCUGGCGUGUGCGGAGAAAGCGUGGCGGUUGGGGACGGUGGGGGAGGAGUGGUUGCGGGAGGUGGAGGGGUGGAAGGCUGUAGUGGGCGUGACGGAUAACCUGGUGAGUGCGUAUGAGAAUUACGGGACGAUGGAGAGGGAGAAGGAUGGGCAGGUGGGGGUGGUGGAGAAGAGUUGGCGGAUGAAGGCGCGGAGUGCGGUGAGGGGCAUUAUGGGACGCGCGAGGGAUAGUUGGGAGGGCACGGAGGAGUGGGGAAUGCUGUAA